Anoplophora glabripennis (Asian longhorned beetle) is the source of this 549-nucleotide messenger RNA. Its product is annotated as rutC family protein UK114-like. The transcript is spliced from 3 exons. Gene Ontology annotation, cellular component: cytosol. Lineage: Eukaryota; Metazoa; Arthropoda; Insecta; Coleoptera; Cerambycidae. The record is from RefSeq and is a predicted model, not a curated record. Gene Ontology annotation, molecular function: deaminase activity. Bases 48 to 464 code for a protein of 138 amino acids.
GUUACUUUGGUAGUUGCAAACAUUAUUGAAAUAGUUAUGUGAUAAAGAUGUCUGCUCAGAGUCGAACAAUAGUUACCACCUUAGAUGCACCAAAACCUAUUGCUCCAUACAACCAAGGGGUUAUACUUGAUUCCACGAUGUAUGUUUCUGGCGUCCUUGGUUUGGAAAAGGAGACGAUGAAAAUAGUCGAAGGGGACGUCACGACGGAGACUAGGCAGGCUUUAAGGAACUUGGGGUACAUUUUACAAGCAGGAAAUUCGUCUUACGAUAAAGUCGUGAAAUCCACAAUUUUUCUUAGCGAUCUCAAUGACUUUGCAGCCGUAAAUGAUGUCUAUAGAGAAUUUUUCAUAAAGGAUUUUCCAGCCCGAUCAGCUUUUCAGGUGGCAAAACUUCCAAUGAACGCCAGGGUGGAAAUUGAAGUUAUUGCAGCCACUGGGCAGGUAAAAACUGUUUGCUGCCACUAAACGGUGUCGCUAGUUAUUCGUUUUUAACGCUUAUACUUAUAUUAAUCAUUAAAAUUUGUUUACAAAAUAAAAGUUAUUUAUUUUA